Hypoxylon fragiforme is the source of this 2140-nucleotide messenger RNA. RefSeq names its product fungal-specific transcription factor domain-containing protein. Gene Ontology annotation, cellular component: nucleus. Gene Ontology annotation, biological process: regulation of DNA-templated transcription; DNA-templated transcription. The transcript has 6 exons. Gene Ontology annotation, molecular function: DNA-binding transcription factor activity, RNA polymerase II-specific; DNA binding; zinc ion binding. Lineage: Eukaryota; Fungi; Ascomycota; Sordariomycetes; Xylariales; Hypoxylaceae. Bases 249 to 2021 code for a protein of 590 amino acids. The record is from RefSeq and is a predicted model, not a curated record.
GCUUAGCGAAUAGCCAUUACGGUGAUGAAGUCUUGGGGUCCCUUAGAGGCGACGUAUAUUAGCGUCAUACGUCCUUAACUAGGAAUAUACGAACUUGUGCACUUAUAUGCUCCUUCUCCUUCUCCUCCCUUUACACACGUAGACUCGUUUUAAAGCUAUGCGCCUCUCAGCCGUUGCUAGUUUUCGAUGAGCCUUUCUAGUUUGUCUUAAGAAUAUCCGAAGAAAAUUCGAAGCUUUCGCUGCGAAGCAUGCCUCAAUCCGUUGACCUCAGCGUGAAGUCAUCAAACCCACCAGCGCGACAAAACCCAGGUGCAGCCUGCGAAGAAUGCCGUCGCCGUAAAGUGCGCUGUGACCGGCAACAGCCCUCAUGUGGCCUUUGCCUAUCCUCAGGUGUGCAAUGCCAAGUCACAACGCCUCGUCCUCCUCGUGGGCCCAAACGAGGUUACUUGAAGGCCUUGCAAGCUCGAAUCGCUACUUUAGAAGGCACUCUGCUCCAGCAACAGCAACAUCAGCAGCAUACACAAAACAGCAAUAAAAAUGCAAUUUCAUUACCGCCCGAAGACAACUCCAUUGAGAAUCUCACAUUCACUGACCAUACCUCGUUACCUUGGGACUUCCCGAUUGCUCGAGAUGAGAACGCAACACUCCAUGACCUGUGUCAAGGAAUGACACCAGGCACAAGAUCGGGCACAUCUUCGUUAGAUGGGGGCUCCGUCCACACUUCUACUUCUCCUAUACAGGGGUUCGCGACCCCGACUGAUGGAAUGAAUUUCCCUGAUGCAGUAAUAAACCGGAAAAUCCCCGAGCUCGUGGACGGAUUAGAUGGCAGGAAUAUCUCAAAUUUGAUGCAAGCAGAUCUAGAUCAGCUAUACUUCGACAGAGUACAUACCUUCGCGCCCAUCAUACAUCAACGACGAUACUUCUCGUGGGCGCGUAGUAUAGCGAAAACGGAUGCUCGGGCAUGUUUACGGUAUGCCAUGUGGACUCUAGCUGCGUCAGUGUCAGCGCAUUACCAGAAUAUCGGAGAUUCAUUAUAUCACUACACCCGACGGGCUCUCGAGAGUCUUGACUCGAAAGGGACGGGCCUUAUGAUUACUGAAUUAGAGCAGGUACAAGCUUGGUUACUCCUGGCUGUCCACGAGUUCAUGUGUAUCGACUUCAGUAGGGGUUGGGUGAGCGCCGGCCGCGCGUUCAGACUGAUCCAACUCAAUUGGCUACAAUACUCGGAUGGGCCGGACAUAAGCCUAGGGCAGACGGAUUGGGUCGAUGCUGAGCAGAGGCGAAGGACUAUUUGGCUGGCUUACUGCCUAGAUCGUUUUGUGAGCGUCCGCAAUAAUUCUCCAAUAACAUUUAGCGAACAAAACCCGAUCCGCCUUCCAGCUCCAGAAACAGAUUUUCAAAAUGAGCAGCCUACUUCAAACGGCUUUCUUUCGGAUGCCGUAGCAUCCCGGGACUCCAUGUCUACAUCGGCAUUUACCGAAUGUAUCGUUGUAGCCACCGUCAUCGGCCGUGCAUUAUGUCACCGACAGCAGUCCAUGGUCGACACCUUAUAUCUCAACGAGUCAAGAGAUUUCUGGCAGCGACAGGAAUGGAUCAAUGCCACACUUACCCAGCGGAUGGGUGUGUUUUCGCUGAACUACCCCGUCGCCUUACAGGACGCAGAUCCGAUGUUACUUUUCAUCGGCAUGAUGUGGCACACAACGGUCCUUUACAUGUACCAGAUCUUGAAGUCCGUAAUACAUCCAACGGAGGAGAAGAUGACAGUCCUAGCCGAUUACACGAGACAGUCAACGAUGGCUGCCAAGGAAAUCGUAGGAUUGACUAACAAGUUAUCUCAGCUGAAUUCGUUCAAGGUGCAUCCUCUCACACCGAUACCGUUAUCACUAUGUGCAGAGUUUUUCGUCUCGUGCCAUGAGCUAGGGGAUACAUAUAACAAGCAACUUCAAAAUAUAAUAGAGGCCAUGCAUGGCUUAAUGAGUUUCAGCAACCUCACCCCUGGUCUCGGGGCUUACCCACGAUAGAGGGUGGGAUGCGAAGCAUCGAAGUCAAGCAUGUAUUCUUAUACCUACUAAGUACCUACCUAACAUAAGCUACUUUCUUUCAUCACCAACGGUUAUAAUAGUAUAUGGUCAGGUAGGGG